Messenger RNA from Tripterygium wilfordii, 424 nucleotides. RefSeq lists its product as uncharacterized. The record is from RefSeq and is a predicted model, not a curated record. The transcript has a single exon. Lineage: Eukaryota; Viridiplantae; Streptophyta; Magnoliopsida; Celastrales; Celastraceae. Gene Ontology annotation, cellular component: cytosol; nucleoplasm. Gene Ontology annotation, molecular function: ubiquitin binding; proteasome binding; polyubiquitin modification-dependent protein binding. The coding region runs from base 1 to 288 and encodes 95 amino acids. Gene Ontology annotation, biological process: proteasome-mediated ubiquitin-dependent protein catabolic process.
AUGUGGGUGGUGGUGGAGAUAUUGACGGGAAAUCUCUUCUACAUUCAAUUGGGAAAUGAUGCGACGGUGGCCGAUCUCAGGCGAGAAAUUGGAGCUCAGCGAAACCUUCCUCAUGAUCGUCUCAUUCUGAUUCCAGACAAGAAUCGAUGCCAUUGCGAUUACAUGAUUAGUAGAGAUCAUGAAGAUGGAGCCUCCUUAGUUGAUUGUGGAAUUCAUGAUGGAUCUCAUAUCUAUCUCUUCUUCAAUCCACCUGAUGAUGGAUCCAAUCAUCAGUUUGUGUUCACUUGACCCGAUUCUUUUUGGGUAGCCUGCCUCCCCUGUCUGAAAAGAACAGCCCUUUCGCAUUUGAUGAGAUAUAUGUAAAACAUAACCUAGGAUCAAAUAAUGUCUUGGUAUUUUGUUAUCUUGGUCUGUAAAUGUCAUG